Molecule: messenger RNA, 3741 nt
Organism: Colletotrichum scovillei
Lineage: Eukaryota; Fungi; Ascomycota; Sordariomycetes; Glomerellales; Glomerellaceae
Exons: 4
Coding region: 723-3563 (946 amino acids)
Source: RefSeq, a predicted model, not a curated record
ACAGAACACAGUCGAUUAACGAUUGCUCUUUGGAGCAAAGGAGCGACCAAUUUCCUCACUUUCUUGGGGCCACACCCCUCCCGACCCGCUGCGACAAAUAACUAGCUCACGGCACACUAAGGUAGGUCGUUACGAAAAGCAGGUGACCGAGAACGAAGGUCCGAGCUGGAUAACAACCAAAGUUGUUAGCCAACUUUGGAGCAGACUAGAACGAGGCUUGUUCUGAUCUUGAUCGGCUCGGCUGCCCUUUACCGACGAACCACCGCUUCUCGAUCCAUUCGACGUCGAUCAGCUCAGACCAGCCAGGAACACCCGGCCCUUGGCCAAGCGUGGCAUAGGUACAUCGGCCGAGUCUAGCCUCGUCCUCCAAGCUGGAGGCCCAGGAAUAGCUGCUCGUCUUCGUGCCCAGUAAUAGUGAGGAAGAGAAGAAAGGUGGGAUUCAUGACCCCCAGCUAGUCCCUCAUGAGAACUACACUCCGUGUCAGUGGGGAUGCGUUGCGAGGAUUGCCGUUGUCGCGCCUGGAGCAUCCACCAGUCUUGUACCGCCACCUUGUCUUACCCUGACACCCUUGAUAUAUGUCUUGAACGGGCCCCAAGCCGUUCACAUGAAGCACGUAUCCAUACUCUCUCUCUCUUAGCUUGAUCAACGGUCUUCUCAUUCCCGGGCUUACCACGCGAGGUGAGAAAUAUAUCAGUGAGCAGCCAGUUGACCAUCGAGGUCUAUGAGAGACAUUCCAGAACGACACGUUUUCGGGCGGACGUUCUCUCAUGUUGCCGUCAAGAUGCCCGCAACAACAGAGGACUUGUUUGCAGAGUACCAUGGACAAGUGGUUCCAAGAGCCUUCAAUGGCGGCUUCAUCACUCUCAGCUUUGCCGUAAGCUUGAUCGGCGCCGCUUCCACGCUGGAACUGCUCAACAGACGGACUUCACCCAAGGGCAAAUUCAACCACCUGCUCCUGGUCAGCUCAGCGGUUACGAUGGGCGGCAUCGCAAUUUGGUGCAUGCAUUUCAUCGGAAAUAGAGCCAUAGACUUGGCCAACGGAGAACCGGAGUUGCAAAUUGCAUAUUCGAGCGGCUUCACAGCCUUGUCUUUCUUCGUCCCUAUUGCCGUACUUCUCGCUGCCUUUGUCGCCGUCGGUAUCAACAAUACCGUUUCUUGGUGGCGAGUCUGCAUUGGAGGUGUUUUGGCUGGUGCUGCAAUCUGCGGAAUGCAUUAUCUCGGAAACAACUCCAUCGACAACUACAUAUGCAUUUACAAUCCGAUCAAUGUUGUUGGUGCGGCACUCAUCGCAGUCGCUGCUAGCAUAGUGGCUCUCGCCCUCUUCUUCGUCUUCCGCGCAGCCUGGACCACAUCCUGGUGGAAACGAGCUGCUUGCUCCGUCGUCUUGGCCGGUGCAGUCUCUGGAAUGCAUUGGUGUGCUGCCACAGGUACCGAGUAUCAACUCGUUCGUCUCAACGUCGGAAGCAACGAGCUAUCCCGCAACACAACCGUGAUUGUUGUCAUUUGUUUGUCCAUUGGUGCCUGCUUCGUCAUGGGCGGAACAGCCAUUUACACUGCCCGCAUCAUGAGACGCUAUGCCAGCAAAGCUCAGCAGGUCGUCCUCGCUGCCGCGGUCUUCGACAAGCACAACCGCAUCCUCGUCAACCCAGAUGGCCUGAUCCCUACCGAGAAGAUCACCGACACAUUCCUUGAGAGAAAUGCUAGCGACAACUUCAGCAUCGCCCACCCAUUGUUCUUGUGGAUGUUCCAGGCCUCGCGGAAUUGGUCUGGCAUCUCGACUCUCAUAGGGGGGAUGACAAACCAUCUUGCCCACCUUCCAAGACGUGGCCGCGACCGUGACUCCCGUGCCGGCAUUCAGCUGAUUAACGAGCAUGGCGAGCUCAUCGAAAAUUACGACGUUAUUUUCCGCGAACUCUUUUGCGUCGCGGCUGCCGGCCUUGCCGAGAAGAUGAAGGAACACCUGACAUCUGUUGGACUCCUAUGGGACGAGAUCUUACCAACGGGCGCGAGCGGAGAACGUCCUGGACAUGAGACGAGCAGCCAGCAAGACGUCGACACCAUUCUGAGACCCGACGGUUCGUUAAGGAAGGUCGAGGCUACUGGUAACAGUGACGACCUUGCAGAAAAAGGCAUUGGCCGCCGCAAGGCUCACGAAUUCGGGCGGGGUUCUCUUAUGUUCUUGGUCCGACGAGUACAGACUGAUCGAGAAAUUGAGAGACUUGAGGCCGCUGGCUACCGCUUUGCAGAGCUCCGUCAAGUGAGCAACAUCAUCGCGUCCAGCAUGCAGAUCCAGUCGAGAGACCUGGCGACGAAGCUGCAGAACAUGGCUUCGUACGCCAACGACAAUAACCAGCUUGAGCCCGGUGUACACGUGAGCUUCUUUGGCAUUCGCGCUCGAGUAGGUAGUUAUGGGUUCGACGUUGCUGUUCGUAAGGGGGCCCGACAUCUCCUCCCCAGCGUGCAAAUGCCCAUCGACCGAGUCGAGCCCUGGCACCUCGGCUUUCUCCAGCAGCUCGACCGGCUGACCACGCUCGGGGUGAGCAGGAGGAUUGCUUCUAUGAGCAACUUAGGCACACGAGAGAUGCUCUUUGCAACACAGUUGACUGAGAGUAUCGACGCAUUGAGAACUUGGAUCGACGACCCGAUCUUCAAUGAAGCUAUUCUCACCAGUACCGUCGUCACUCUACCGGCGGGCGAAGGCUCGGCCUUGCAACCGACAAGCCUGAUCGCGUUCCGCCUGGUUAUCCCGAUCCACGUCAUAUUUUCCAGCCCCAAGUGUGAUUUCGUUCCGUUGAACUUUUUCAAGGUCCAUCAGCUUGUGGGUCGAGAUGCAUCGCGGCAUCUUGCCUUUACCCAGUCGGUGCACCGUGAGCUGGCACCGGUAGUCCAGUCGGUGCCGCUUGAAAAGCCCAGCCCUGCCAUAGCCACGGACGGAAAGCCUCGCUUCUCGUCACGUCUUCGUAAUCUUGGACGCUUCGGCCUGUCGCGCCCCGUCGAUUCGGAAGGGAAUCCGAUUUCCACAGCUCUCGGGCGCUCUUCAUCGAGGACAACUUCGAACGCAUCAAGCUCGACCCUCAAACUCUGGACAGGCCGACGGGACAGCGACCCCAUGUCACCAGGCACUUCAAGCUUCGAUGGACCGCCUCCCACAUAUUCGAAUAACGAGAUGGCCAACCAGUCUUCACCGUUUGGGGGCAUCAUGGUAUCAGAAGAGAUUCGUGUCGAGAUCCACAAAGCCGACGAAAUGUCUCACUCGGGAUCUCACGAUGUGGGUGUAUCUAAUCGAAGAACACCAACGAUGCUGGGCAGAAGGGCCAGCGACAACCCCGGAAACAUGGCCAGCAGUACUGGCGGUGACCAGACGACGGCUGUGACCGACGACUGUCGCGGUCCCAGUGCGAGCGGUAGUGCCAUUGAAAUGAGAACACUGCAGGUGGCUGAGGUGAGAACUAAUGUCCAUGCCGGUGGCGGCAUGCAGAGUUCGAAUGUUGAAGCGGAAAGAGUAAACGAUGUACCGACGUUUGUCGACGAGCUCUUCACCAUCGCCAUUGAGAGUCGAUGAUCGGUUUGGGAAACUAAAGAAGGUCCUUGGCGUUUCCGAGGAAGAUGUCGGAGUUAUUUGUGCUGGAUAUUUUUUUUGGGACGAAGGCAGGCAGCAUGGCUAGAUACCCGGGGUUUGAACCAAUGUAUAAGUAAGGUACGCAGGCGACAAAAAACGUUACCAUUAAUUCAGGAAGAGC